AUGCGUAGCCGCGGCGUAUACGUGAUGUUAACAUUCUGCGGAUUAGUGAGCGCUGCACUGGCCGCUUGGCUGCUGGUCUCCCUUGUGGGUGCACAAGUGGGGGCUGAAGAGUCCACAGCGGUGGUGACCGUUGAAUUGGCCAACGGGCAGGGCAAGGUGCUGGGCAAUUUCGAUGUGACGGCUUUCACAGAUCAGAGAUUUAUGCAAUUCCGCGGCAUUCCAUUUGCAGAGUCACCGGCGGGGGAUCUGCGCUUUCGGCCACCUGUUCCGCGUUCGAGCUGGUCGCCCCAUACCGCCAGUGCCCUCCACUUUGCGCAACGCUGUCCCGUGAUAACGCACAUGGAUGGCCAGACGUCCGAUGCUAAGACGGAGGACUGUCUCAAUGUUUCCGUGUACACCAAAAAUCUCACAGCCGGGCAGCCAGUGAUGUUCUACAUCUACGGCGGCGGCUACUACAACGGUUCUGCCGAGGAUCAUCCUCCCCACUAUUUGCUGGAGAAGGAUGUGGUCCUGGUAGUGCCUCAGUACCGAGUGGGAGCCCUGGGCUGGCUGAGCACCUUCACGGAGGAUAUGCCCGGCAAUGCGCCCAUUGCGGAUAUCCUAUUGGCCCUCCAGUGGGUGCAGACACAUAUCUCUCUGUUCGGUGGGGAUCCACAGCAGGUGACCAUCUUUGGCCAGAGCGCUGGCUCUGGGGUGGCCAGUGCCCUGCUGUUGAGUCCCCGCACCGAAGAGCAUCUCUUCAAGCGAGCCAUUGUCCAGUCGGGUUCGAUCUUCGCCCGGUGGGCCAUCAAUAGCGAUCCCCGUGCCCAGGCCACACGUAUCUGUGAGAAACUGCUUUGCUCCGGAUGCGAACAGGAGGAUCGGCUGUGGGUUUGUUUGCGCAACGCUUCGGUCGCGAGUAUCCUAAGGGCCACCCAGGCAGAGUCGUUCUCUCCAGUUGUGGGCGAUUUACUGGGAAUCCUGCCCCAGCAUCCCAGUGAGCUGGUGAAAACCUACCAGCGGCAGAUUCCACUGCUCACUGGCUUCACGGAACACGAUGGCUCCUUCAUCCUGGCCAGCUACUACGAUAUGAUUGCCGCGAAGCUUCCAAAUGUGAGUGCCCUAACGGUGCGCGAGUUCUCCGCGGGACUCAUGGGAAUGGCCAAUGAUAGGACCGGACUCACGGACAACCUGCUGUACCGUUUGCUCUUCACACCAGAGCUCCUCAACAGUCACGAUCACAAGGGUGCGCUGCCCGCCUACUUCGAUCUUACGUCGGCCUACAUGAAGUCGCCAGUGAUAGCGCUGGCCACGAAACUCUACGCACAGCAGCCCUCGGCUCCCGUCUACGUGUACAGCUUCGAGUACGAGGGAAAGUACACCCGGUUUGGCUAUGAGUUCGGCAACGACCACUACCCCUUCAAUGGGGGAGUGCACCAUUCCAAUGAGAAUCUGUAUCUGUUCGCCACACAUCCCCUGGUGGGGCAGGACUCGCGUAUGUCCCAGAAAAUGGUCGAAUUGUGGACUUCGUUUGCCAUUGAUGGUAGGCCCAAGGAACUGCGACCCCUGUCUAGCCCCAGUGGACCCUACAAUCGGCUGGCUCUGAACAUAACGACAGGCGAGGAUCUGCUGGAGACUCUCACGUCGGCCAUCGAUGAUCCCGACAAUGGGAGGCUGCAGCGUGAGAAUGUGGACUUUUGAGGAGGGUUACUUGGGAAUUAUAAUUUAGAUAGGAGAACGGAAAGGCAAGACGGCUAUUUUUCCCAUUUCUGGGUAUAAUACUUAUCAAAGCGUGCUAAAUUUAGUGGAACGGUAGAUAAGGGCUAUAUAUACUCGUAGUAAUUUUCCUAAAUAGAGCGCUAUAUCUUAGAAA
Messenger RNA from Drosophila pseudoobscura, 1852 nucleotides. RefSeq names its product Esterase Q (gene Est-Q). The record is from RefSeq and is a predicted model, not a curated record. NCBI's taxonomy places the organism in Eukaryota, Metazoa, Arthropoda, Insecta, Diptera, Drosophilidae. Bases 1 to 1680 code for a protein of 559 amino acids. Gene Ontology annotation, molecular function: serine hydrolase activity. The transcript has 5 exons.